CCACUCUCAUUUCUCCUUUCACGUUUAUCAUCUCGGCGUGCGCUUAAAAGAAAGAGUUCCAGUGCGACAGCUCCACUAAUCUGUUCCUGCACUUUACAAUGCAUACGCUACGGAGUCAGUGGCUCGGAGCUGUGGCCGUCAUAGCCCUGCAACUUAGUCUUAGUUUCGCCGAGAUAGGUCCUUACCCUGAACUGAGACCGGACCUUGAGAGAUACCAAGAUGCCCGAAGGUGCGGGCGGAAGAACGAAGACUACUACCUUGUCUACAGAAACUUCCUCUACGAUUCAAACUACGGCGUAACUUCCAAAUGUGUCAAGUUCCAUGCAAUCGAAAUAUUCGGAGACACCCAGACGUCAGCGAAGUACUCCUGGAGCGCUCCCGGCUACGGACGCCAAUACUUGCACGGCCGACAACAUCUUGCUUCAUCUCCAGGAUACUCGAUCAGAAAUCUGCACACCAUCACUUUCCACCAUAUGCCCGGGGUAUGGCGACAUCACACCAUUUAUAAAAACUGCUACAGCUGUUACAUUGCCCGUCAUCAUUAUGCCCGUGGUGGAUAUGGCUGCUCGUUGUGGCGGCCUGCGUCAGUGAUUGCUCAGAACCGCAUCGACUACUGCGACUUCAUCUUCGACGCCCUCUGUGGCUCCUCUCCGAAGUACUACAUCUAUGACCCGGCAUGCGAACGAACGCCGAACGUCUUUGUCACCAACACGGCACCAUGGGAUGAGUGACUCGUGGAAAUGGAUCAAUGUUGUGGUCAUUCUCGAAAUGCACAGUAAUCCGGAGCAUGCACUGGAAUAAAGAUGUCAUGCUGCCUAGAAAUACAGCAGUGAAUACAAACGUCAUCAAGUGAACAUGGAUCACGACCUAUUAGAUUAAUUUCAUCAUCG
This is a messenger RNA of Rhipicephalus microplus (southern cattle tick), 890 nucleotides long. RefSeq lists its product as uncharacterized. Gene Ontology annotation, biological process: symbiont-mediated perturbation of host defenses. Lineage: Eukaryota; Metazoa; Arthropoda; Arachnida; Ixodida; Ixodidae. The record is from RefSeq and is a predicted model, not a curated record. Gene Ontology annotation, molecular function: amine binding.